CUUCUGUCCUCUCGUGCACGUCGCCCAGCGGGCCAGCUCAUUGAUCAAAGCUUUCCCUUCUUUUUUCUACUGGAUUCGAAGUCCGUUCAAACUCUGGUCUCUAUACCCCCCAGGCGCACUGUCUUAUUCUCUAGCCUCUACGCAGAAAGGAUAAAAUCAUUAUCGUGCAAAAAUGUCGAUGGAACAGCAGGCUAAAGCCCCCCCGGAGUUGAAGAAGGUGGCACAGUUUUUGCGUGGUGGAAGUGCAGGUAUUAAGGUUCGGGUGGGAGCGCUGAAUGGAAAACGAGUGGACUACUUCAAGGGUAAAUCUGCUAUUAAAGCUCUGUUGUCUCCAGCAUACCAAAAGCAAAAGUCUGUACCUAAAAUCACCACUGAAGCGGAGGCACAGACGCUUUUGCACGCCAUAAAUGCAUUCACCUAUUUCUUGCGUGUUCAACGCGGUGGACCUUCUGGGACCUCUUCAUCAUCACCGAAAACCCUGCAAAUCAUUCAGGAGCAGAAAUACGCGCCAGAUGAAUAUUACGCGUGGUUCUUUGAAGGAUCUCAGUGGACGACGUAUGCAGGUGGUGUGCUGAUGGUUGCGAUCAUGCUUGGAGGUGUUAUGUUCCCGCUCUGGCCGCCUACCAUGCGAUUGGGAGUGUGGUACUUGAGUAUGGGAAUGCUGGGACUUAUAGCGUUGUUCUUCGUUAUUGCGAUUAUACGGUUGAUUUUCUACAUAAUCACGGUUGUGGUGGCCUCGCCGGGAAUUUGGAUAUUCCCCCAGUUAUUUGCGGAUGUUGGCUUUGUUGAAUCGUUCAUACCUCUAUGGGAAUGGGACCUCCCCAAGAAGAAGUCGAAGAAGAAGAAGAACAAGGGUGAGAAGGGUGAGAAGGGCAAGUCAGAGAAGUCAGAGAACGGCGGUGCGGCAGACUCUGCAGACUCCCGCCCUCAGAGCAGGACUGCUCGCGUUGAAGAAGUGGAGGAUGAAGAUGCAUAGAUACUUUCUCGUGGCACACCACUCUUUAUGCGACCAUUUUUCUUUUUCAUCGGCUCAUUGCCAUUGUUUUCAUGUAGGAAUCAUGAUCGUUUUCACUUUUCGACAACCCGGUUGAAUCAUCCGACAACUUAGACUUUGU
This is a messenger RNA of Marasmius oreades (fairy-ring Marasmius), 1115 nucleotides long. RefSeq lists its product as uncharacterized. Lineage: Eukaryota; Fungi; Basidiomycota; Agaricomycetes; Agaricales; Marasmiaceae. Gene Ontology annotation, cellular component: endoplasmic reticulum membrane; endoplasmic reticulum. Gene Ontology annotation, biological process: post-translational protein targeting to membrane, translocation. The record is from RefSeq and is a predicted model, not a curated record. The transcript is spliced from 3 exons. Bases 173 to 976 code for a protein of 267 amino acids.